Molecule: messenger RNA, 2169 nt
Organism: Rhincodon typus (whale shark)
Lineage: Eukaryota; Metazoa; Chordata; Chondrichthyes; Orectolobiformes; Rhincodontidae
Gene: tm4sf5
Product: transmembrane 4 L six family member 5
Exons: 5
Coding region: 1-600 (199 amino acids)
Cellular component (GO): membrane
Source: RefSeq, a predicted model, not a curated record
AUGUGUACCGGGAAAUGUGCCCGCUGCAUUGGCCUGGUCCUCUUGCCCUUGGCCUUCAUAUGCAUCAUAGCCAAUAUCCUCCUCAUGUUCCCCAAUGCAGAGAGAGAAUGGACUGAUCACAUCACGCUGCAGGUCUGGCUGAUGGGAGGAAUUGUUGGAGGUGGGCUUUUGAUCCUGUGUCCUGCGUGUUCCGCCAUACGAGCUGGGGGUGAAGGGUGCUGCGGUGCUGGUUGCUGUGGCAACAGAUGUCGGAUGCUGCGGUCUGUCUUCUCCUCACUUUUUGGCACCUUGGGUUCCUUGUACUGUCUCACCGUGUCUUCGACGGCUUUGACGAAUGGUCCACUGUGUGACAUUGGCACUGGCAACUGGAAGUACCCCUUCCUGAACUCCACCAGCAGUUACCUGAUGAACCAGACGCUGUGGAAGACCUGCCAGAAUCCUCCAAACAUCGUCGUGUGGAAUGUCUCCCUCUUCUCCAUUCUCCUCAUGGCCAGUGCCAUUGAGCUGAUCUUCUGCGGCUUGCAGGUGAUCAAUGGGUGCAUUGGAGUUUUCUGCGGAGAUUGCCGGAAGAAAGGCAGGAAAGACGAUGACGACUUGUAAUGGGGCAACAAGGGGGCAGAAGUGACCCUUGAAGGGGCAGUUCCUCGACGUUCUGAUUUGAAAUUCCCUGAGGACCAUUGCUUUCAGUUCUCCCUCUUUUCCUGUUCUCGCCUGUUUCUUUUGACAUUAGGACAGCGGGCACUCAUCGACAAAUGGGCACACCUUCGACCCAGCUGGCCCACCGUGUGUUCUGAGGCGCAAUACCUAUAGCAAAAACCUUUAUUUCAUGAUAAAUACACUGGAAGGGGUUGGUAUGGAGUGGUGGUGAUGAGCCAGACUGCCAGGGACACAAGGGAGCAAUGAUGGGGGAUUGUGUUGUGUUUAAUAUGAAUGGGGUUCAUGAUAUUGCAACAAGUUAACAUGGGGAUUACAAUCAGCCCAAGCGUUCAACGCAGAGUCACCAACUUGGCCAACUCACCUGCUUGCCCAAAUCCCCCAAAUCCAUACCAAGGCCGGUCUCGCACAGGCAUUCCUGGGAAUACAGGACUCAAGUCGCCCCUUAAGAGGGGGUUGGGCUGGCAAAAUUGGAAUCCAAUCCUUUAAACAUGGGACAGUCAUUCACCAACACCCACCCCCCCCAUCCCAUUCACUCAGACCCACGGAGCAAUUGGUACACCGCUCCCUACAGUGCCCACAGAUGUACCCGGUUGUGGGUGCCAUUGUUCUGAGGCAACGUCAUACCCUUCUCAUCUUCAGCAGGUUCUUUCUCUCCCUCUUCUGCCGAUUUUCCUCUCCUCCCACCCCAACACCUUUUCUUUCCUCGUCAUCUCCUUCUCUUUGUUUUUCCUUCCUUUAUUCUGGUAUCCUUUCAACAUUGAUUUGCUGACCCCGGUGUUAAUUGCCCCGUCCCUACAUGCCCCCUGGAGAAGCCGCCAUCUUGACCUGCCACGGUCCUUGGUGGCGUAGGGACACCUAGGGCUGCCAGAUACAUAGAGACAGAGAUGAUAGGAGCGGGUGUAGGCCAUUCGGCCCUUCCAACCUACUCUGUCAUUCUUUGAUCAUCGUGUUCAAUCCCAUAAUCAUGUGUCCCCACAUAUUCCAUGAUCCCUUUAGCCACAAGAAUAGUACAUUCUUGGAAAUACAAUGUUUUGGCCUCAAUAGCUUCCUGGAGCAGGCAACUCCACAGGUUCCCUUCUCUCUGGGUGAAGACAUUUGUCCUCAUCUCAGUCCUACCCUGUCUCCUUUAGACUGUGACCCCGCCUCUCCCACCAGUCCCCGGAUCUGGACUCCCCCCCUCCACCGUCAUUGGGAACAUCCUUCCUGUGUUUACCUCUGUCCAGCCUUGUUAGAAUUUGUAGCUUAUUAUGAGAUUUACCCCCUCAUUCUUCUGAACUCCAAUGAACACCAUCCUAACCGACUCAAUCUCUCCUCAUACGUUGGUCAGUUACGGACGGGUUCCAGGAUUUUGACGCAGUGAACUGCGGUCUAUCUCGAUAUCUGCGGCAUGACACCAAUGUCGAUGGAUGUAGUCGCUCAGAAAUUUGGACUAACCAUUUGGAGACAAAGUUUCAAAUUCGACAACAUUUGAAUUAAAUUCAAUUCAUAGAGUCGUACAGCACAGAAACAGAC